AUGAGCGGUUUCCACGCUGGCCACGAGCACCUGCGUCUCCCGAACGUGACUGACGUGUCGGUGACCUAUGCCGGGGAGACCGAGCCGCCCCCCGGAGCGGGAUUCGAUCCCUUCGAGAGGGAGGUGCACGGACCCACCGUGGUUCUCGACGACCGAGCGAGCAAGAUCCGCGUGGCCAGCAACAACUCCGCGUUUGAAGAUAUCGACGUGUGGACCUGCCACUUUAGCCCCCGAUCCUUCAAGGUGAAAUCCGAGGUAGUCGUGGCGCAGCCUGCUGACGCGCGGAGCGAACUGGAGAACGGACGCUUCGUUCGUAACCGCAUUGUCGUCGUGCAGCGUGGAGACAUCCCGAUUGUGCACAAGGUGCUGGCCGCGCAGCGCGCCGGAGCCCUCGGAGUUAUCGUUGCCGACGACGGGAGGUGCGGCGGCAGCUUCGGACAGCUGUGCGUGUACGGCAGCGACCCCCCCGAGGGCUGGGCGGCCCUCGACAUGCCCCGCCCCUGGCUCGACGUCCGCGUCCCCGUGGUUCUCAUGCUCCGCGAGGACGCGGAGAGGUUGACCGCGGCGGCCGGGGCGGCGGCGGCGCACGCCGAGUCCAUGGCGUGGACCUCGCUGUACGACGGUUGGGUUGAUUCGAUGAGUUCUUCUUCUUCACUUUCGUCGUCGUCGUCGUCUUCGGCGUCUUCGGUGGGAGGCGGGGAUUGGAGAACGAGUAGCGCUCUCUAA
Molecule: messenger RNA, 726 nt
Organism: Ectocarpus siliculosus
Lineage: Eukaryota; Phaeophyceae; Ectocarpales; Ectocarpaceae
Source: the annotation of a GenBank genome assembly